Molecule: messenger RNA, 2229 nt
Organism: Colletotrichum orchidophilum
Lineage: Eukaryota; Fungi; Ascomycota; Sordariomycetes; Glomerellales; Glomerellaceae
Exons: 2
Coding region: 1-2229 (742 amino acids)
Source: RefSeq, a predicted model, not a curated record
AUGGCGACUCUGCCAGCCAACUCUCUACUUGCACGGUCCCGCCAACCACGAUCGGGACCGUCAGCCAAGAACUUGAACGCACCCAUCAACGCCUCUAUUUCCAUGAAUCCCGCGCCUACCACCAACGCCUCCCUCUUCUUAACCAACCUUCGCUUGCUGGACUUUCCUUCCUAUUCAGAUUGGCCAGACUUCGAUGCCCAGACUUUUUCUGUGCAGAAAAAGCGCAUCCAUUGCGUAGAAUGGACCCUCUACCAGCUCUUUGUGCUCUGGGACCCGGAAGAGGCGCGGAAUAAGCUUCAACCUUUCUUUCCGCCCCGAGACCACGUACAAUCCUUGAAUUUGCGAGCCGCCCUCCUGCGAAGCCUCGACCAGGCCAAAAAGAAUGGAAUCCUUGGACGAGACGCUGUGGUCCGCAAGACCAUGUUGGAUGAGUGCAAAGGGGAGCGAUUGGAAGAAGUGCUUGCCGUUUUCUCAUCCGCCGUCCUGAAGAAGAUGGUGGCCGAAGUCACAGAAGCCGAGCACGAGUACCCAGCUGUCGCCCAGCAAGUGGCGUUGGAAAACCGGGGUUACAGUGCUGACCGGAUGGAGCUAAUGACUCUUGCGCUUGCUCACAGAGCCUCCAUCGCCAACGCCAUGCGGCGAAAAGACCAGGCCAGGAAAAAAUAUCAUGACCUUGCUGAAAUACUGGACCUGAAGGAGAGACGUAUCACGCGGAGGAAGGCAGAGAUCAGAGCCGCCCAAGGGCUUUCGAGAGUUCGAGACGUACCUGAAAAUAUCAAGUUGGACGCAUGGAGGACGGUGCGAAAUAACUGGGCUGGGAACGAACAAUGGAUGGAGACUCUUCUCUACGGUGACUCCAACGUGCGGAAGGAUGACUUAUUGUCGGUCCCAUUUGACAGGGUCUGGCGGCGCCUGGAGUCAGGUCGACUACCCGAGUUGGAGAAUCACGGUACAGGCCUUUUGGAGCAAUUGGAUGGCCGAGUAAGAACACAGAAAGAGAGGCUUGCGACAUGGCAGGAAUUUGAAGCGAAGAUGUUUGGUGAACGGGCCAGAGACAAUCCGUCCAGUAUGUCACAGCCGUCGCAAGCGAAACGUGGCAUCGACCUUGGAUUCGACACAUACGAGAGCUUACAUCUUGGAAGGAUGGGCCCCAAAAAGCUGGUUGCUAAAAAGAGUACUCCCGUGACAAGGAAUUACUCUGAUCUCUUGGACGACUACAUGACAGAGCUGGCGGAAGUAGGCUCUUCGCCUAUGUUUAAGUUCGCUGAAACCUUGGGCCCGCGGAAUCGUCAACAUGAGAAGCCAGACGGGAUUCUGAGGGAAAGCCUUGGAGAGGAAACCAUUUCGGAACUCAGCGAACUUGAGGACGAUUUGCAUGGUUCACACCCCGCACCUCAGCGUCCGUCGCUGCAGGAGGCUGCGUCGCAUCCCACACAGUUCGAACGUCCGGCCAUCGAUCUUUUUUCCCGGACCAACAGUUCUGCUGACCUAUCAGCUCCGUUGCCUAGCCCAUUGCUACCGCCGCCAGAGUCGCAAGCUGAACUGGCUAUACCUCCGCCAACUCCUCCUCUACCGGACGAUGACAUUACGGAGACAAUCCCCAGCCGUGUUGCCAGCCCACCCCUAGAAGAACGAGAGGAAGCAGACGUUGCGUUCGAAAAGGAAGACAGUUCACCAGAAUUGCCCAAGUCUCCGACACAGGAGCUGGCGGACCAAAUUUUGAAGAACAUGGACGUUGUAUCGCCCUCGCCUGUCAAGCGUUCCAAGCCUCGUCAUACCUUGUCCCUCGCAGAGAGGACGCGGCUGUCAAUGACGCGGUCUUCUCGUAGCGUCAGGUACGACCCAGACGACGAGGAAGACGACACGCUCACCCUGCGACCAUCUUUCACCAGUGCCAAUCGACAAACUGGGGAAGUUACCAUUCACGUAACUGAUGAUGAUGACCUGGUUGCUCGCACACGGAAGAGCAUGGUUGGCUUCGAGGCUUCCCGCCAGAAAGCACAUUUGGAUAGACAAAGAUCACUGAAGAAACCCCGGCCUCGAGCCCGAACCGAAAGCCAGAUCCCCGUAGUUGUGGAGGAGACGAUGGAGUUGGACCCUGACGCAUCCAUACUCGCUGAGGAGCUGAUGGCUGUUGAAGACAUGGAGGCUGUGUUCAGAAGCCGGCCGAGGAUCAAGACAAGCCCGGCCCCCUCCCCUUCAAGAAAACCGCUUGAGGAACCUCUGUAG